This is a messenger RNA of Terrapene triunguis (Three-toed box turtle), 1193 nucleotides long. RefSeq names its product FSHD region gene 1 (gene FRG1). Gene Ontology annotation, cellular component: nucleolus; striated muscle dense body; catalytic step 2 spliceosome. NCBI's taxonomy places the organism in Eukaryota, Metazoa, Chordata, Testudines, Emydidae. Gene Ontology annotation, molecular function: actin filament binding. Bases 81 to 851 code for a protein of 256 amino acids. The record is from RefSeq and is a predicted model, not a curated record. The transcript has 9 exons.
CUCUGCGGCCCCCGUCGGAGUUGCAGGAAGGGGUGGAUUGUGUGUAUGUACCACUGCGCGGCGGCCUCUGUAGUUCAGAGAUGGCGGAAUAUACCUGCGUGAAAUCCACCAAGCUAGUUCUCAAGGGGGCGAAGGAGAAAAGUAAGAAAAAACACAGAGAUAAGAAAAGAAAAAGAGAAGAAAAUGCAGAAGAUCAGCUUGAUAUUGUUGGAAGCUGGUGGGCAGUAAAAAAUUUUGGUGAAAUCACAGGAACUGUGGCAAUAGAACUGGACAAGGGAGCUUAUAUCCACGCUCUUGACAAUGGCCUUUUUACGCUUGGAGCACCACAUAAAGAGGACGAUGGCCCUAGUCCUCCUGAACAGUUUACAGCAGUAAAGUUGUCUGACACCAGAAUUGCACUGAAGUCUGGCUAUGGCAAAUACCUUGGCAUAAAUUCAGAUGGUCUUGUUAUUGGACGAUCAGAUGCAAUAGGAUCAAGAGAGCAAUGGGAACCUGUCUUCCAAGAUGGGAAAAUGGCUUUAUUAGCAGCAAAUAGCUGCUUUAUCACCUGUAAUGAAGAGGGAGAUAUAGAAGCCAAAAGUAAAACUGCAGGAGAAGAAGAAAUGAUAAAGAUCCGUACUUGUGCUGAAAGAGAAGCUAAGCAGAAAGAUGACAUUCCAGAAGAAGACAAAGGAAAUGUUAAACAAUGUGAAAUCAACUAUGUAAAGAAGUUCCAAAGUUUCCAAGAUCGUAAACUCAAAAUAAGCCAAGAAGACAGUAAAGCUCUCAAAAAAGCUAGAAAAGAAGGCACUUUCCAUGAGAUGCUGCUGGACAGGCGAGCAAAAUUGAAAGCCGAUAGAUACUGCAAGUGACAAAAACAAUUGGUUUGUUUGCUUGCUUUUAUAUCGUUUGGUUGUCCACCUGAACAUACUAUCUGAAUAAGACAUUUUGCAAAAGUGACUUUAUUUAUGGAAAGACUUUUUUGUUCCUACUUCUCAUUAGAAUUACUUUACACAGUAUUGAAAUUUGGCAUGCAGAAUUUGAUCCAAAACUAAAUAGCUUUAGCAAAUUGAAUUGUCGAAGGUUCAGAGAAGCAACUCAGUAAUCUGAAGGUCAUGAUUAACAAUAAAGAAGAGAAGAGCUGAAUACAAAACCAAACUACAAAGUUGCCCUGACAAAUUGUAUUUUCAUUGAAUAAAUAAAUAUUUUAUCAA